Messenger RNA from Culex quinquefasciatus (southern house mosquito), 2206 nucleotides. RefSeq names its product lachesin (gene DIP-eta). The transcript is spliced from 11 exons. Gene Ontology annotation, cellular component: neuron projection. NCBI's taxonomy places the organism in Eukaryota, Metazoa, Arthropoda, Insecta, Diptera, Culicidae. The record is from RefSeq and is a predicted model, not a curated record. The coding region runs from base 316 to 1779 and encodes 487 amino acids.
GUCCUUAAAUGUGGUGCCAAUGAUUGAAUUGUAGGAUUUUGGAAUGGAGUUGUCGUAAUAUGUGGACUCUUCCUAUUUGCAGUACAUCGCACAGAACGAUACAUCAGGAGCUCAAUCAAUCGCUGAAAUAUCAAUGGACGACAUCAGGUGCACACAAGAUUGAGCUGGCAGCUGAUCCACCCACAGGCUAACUUCAGGCUGACACCGACGGACGGUCGUUCUGGGGUGUCAAUGUAGGCAGACUCGACUCGUCUCGGGUGCUAAGAUAAACAUUGAGGAAAUGCGUCUGACGCUUUGAAGUGCGAUUGCAAGCAAAUGCACAUGAUGGCUGUCAUUCUCCUUUUCAGGAUCAGCAUUACGGCACAUGUAUGGAACGGUGGCAGCGUCCGGAAGAGUGAAGUGAGUGUUUGUGGAGCAGACACACAGCCGUUUCCAGGGCAAUCCUACGGGAGUCGUGGAAAGCGACGACGACGAAGGUUGGGGAAAAAGUGCAGAAUCGUGGAAGACUCCGGAACAAGCAAGAAAAACAGUGAGCAAAUAAUGAACAACAGCACAUUAGGAGCAGUGUUAUUAGCACUGUUAUUUUGCCUUCAUACAGUACCCUCGACAGUGUCAUCGGAGGUAACAGUGAUAACGGACCCAAAGUUCAGUGCGCCGAUAGCGAACGUGACGGCGGCCGUCGGGAGGGAAGCAACGCUCACCUGUGUAGUUCAUGAUCUAGGUGCAUAUAAGGUGGCGUGGCUCCGAGUAGACACCCAAACAAUCCUGACGAUCCAGAACCAUGUAAUCACCAAAAACAAGCGCAUCGGAAUCCUGUACACGGAGAAAAAGACCUGGCAGCUGCGGAUACGAGAUAUUCGGGAGAGCGAUAAGGGCUGGUACAUGUGCCAAAUAAACACCGAUCCGAUGAAGAGCCAGACGGGGUAUUUGGAUGUUGUAGUACCGCCGGACAUCCUGGAUUAUCCCACCAGCACGGACAUGGUCGUCCGCGAGGGCAGCAACGUGACACUGCGCUGUGCGGCCACCGGAUCUCCGGCACCGACGAUCGUGUGGCGCCGGGAGGGUGGUGAAAACAUCUCGCUGCAAGACGGUGAAUUAGUUCCAUCCGUCGAGGGACCAACGUUCAGCAUUCCCCGGGUGAACCGUUUGCACAUGGGAGCAUAUCUGUGCAUAGCUUCGAACGGAGUGCCACCCUCGGUCAGCAAACGCGUCAUGCUGAUUGUCCACUUUCCGCCGAUGAUUUGGGUGCCGAACCAGCUGGUCGGGGCCAUCGAUGGCCAACGGAUGACACUGGAGUGUCACUCCGAGGCGUAUCCCAAAUCAAUCAAUUACUGGACCCGCGAAAAGGGUGACAUCGUGCCACAAGGUGGCAAAUACGAACCAGUUCUGAUAGACAACGCGUACAAAGUGGUGAUGAAGCUGAGCAUCAAGGUUGUGAGCCAGGCCGAUUUCGGAUCGUACAAGUGUAUCGCUAAAAAUUCCCUCGGGGAAACCGACGGCACCAUCAAGCUCUACAAACUUCCAAAAAGUGCAAUCAAUUCCGUCGAGGCGUUCGAGGGACGGAGGAAAAAUAAAUCACGCAAAGGAAGCACAACAUUUUACGAAACCAAUGAUGUAAUUGAAGACGAUCCUGAAAGUACGAGUCGAAGAAAAGAUCUGAUUGUCGGCGGGCGGAAUGACGAAAGUUUCGAAAUAUCCAGCCCGGCUGCAACUUUGGCACCACCGCUGGUCGUGCUUUUUGUGCUGGUCAGUUGUACUUCAAUGCUGCCGACAGUAUGACGCUUAUAAUGAAUAGGUUACGAAUGAGCUAUGAACUAGGCUUACUUACCUACUAAGUAGUUGUUUCUUGUAAUCGAGAAAGUUGAGUGAAUGAGAAUGCUUGUACGUUUAGCUAAAUUAUAUACAACUGGAAGGAUGCAACCCAAACUGUACUUAGCUCUGUAAAUAACUCUAUAUGAAACUCAAAGUGAAACAAAAAAGCAAAAUGAAACAUAUCGUUAGGUAAUUGGAAUGUUAUAACACAAAACUAGAUUGUAAUAAGAAUAAUGCUGAUGUUUUGUUGUAUCAGGGAUGGUAUAAAACAAUAACGCUGUUUAUGAACUAAGAGCAAGUUUAUCGUGCUACAAAAGACUAAGGGAAGUUACAAUACUCGUAUCUGUAUAGGCUAAUAAAAAUGAAUAUGACAGGGAAUCUUCCCACAAAAUGC